AUGAGCGCUCAGGAGCUGGAGCAGCGCAGGGAGAAGCGGAAGGAGGCAGAGGCGAACCGCCAGGUCGCAAUGGAGUCCGGGGACGCGGAGGCGAUCCUGAAGAGCACCAAGGCGACGGUGAAGGUCACCCGGGAGCAGAACGAAGAGACCAAGAAGCUGCUGAGGCUCAUGGGCGUGCCAGUGGUGGAGGCCCCCAGCGAGGCAGAGGCGACCUGCGCAGCGCUGUGCCGGGAUGGCAAGGUCUUUGCAGCUGCCACGGAGGAUGCAGACUGCCUCACCUUCGGCACGAGGCUGCUCAUCAGGAAUCUGAUGGCCGCAGAGUCUCAGAAGAAGCAGAUCCUGGAGGUGAAUCUGGCGCUGCUGCUCGAGCAGCUCAACAUCACCAUGGAUCAGUUCAUCGACUUCUGCAUCCUUUGCGGCUGUGACUACUGCGACACCCUGAAAGGUGUGGGCCCUUCCACGGCCAUCAAGCUGAUGGUCCAACACGGAACCCUCGAGAAGGCCAGAGGGAAGUUGAGGUGA
Effrenium voratum is the source of this 522-nucleotide messenger RNA. NCBI's taxonomy places the organism in Eukaryota, Dinophyceae, Suessiales, Symbiodiniaceae. The record is from the annotation of a GenBank genome assembly.